UGUGACAAGGAUGGACCAUCUAACCUAAAUUUUCCUUCUAAAUCAAAAUCAGGGAUUUAAACACUAAAAAAUCGGCUCAAUUUCUCUUUCACUGUUACAAAAACAAACACAACUCACCCAAAUUCCAACCCUUGUUCCCCAACUCCUCUUCGCAUUGCUGUGAGUUCUGCUUUCCACUUUCAAAAGAGGAACUUGUUCUCGGUAAAUCAGAAUGAAGCCUGCAUUAGUCAAGUCUAACCCGGUUAAUUCUCGUAUGAGAGAGAAUUUGCAAAGUCCUAAUCUUGAUGAUAAAAGAAUAAGGUCAGAAAGGCGAUGGAGGAGACGGGAGAUCAUGGUUGAUAGUUUGAGGGACAGUCGUGUUGCUAGUGCUACAAAGAAAGCUUCGAAGAUUUCUAGAAGUACCGAUAUUUUAGUAGAUAAGAAUGAUCAUAGGAGAGAUGAAGACUGGGAAACAUUUAUGGCUACAUAUACGGAUGAUAAUGAUGAAGAAAUGGAUGAAGAUUACCGUUCCUUUUGGGCUACAUUUAAUUCUGAUAUUGAAGCUGGUUGUGCUAGUAAUCUUGGUGGUGGUUCAAACAUUGGCAGUGAUGAAACAGAUGAAGAAUUUUUAUCCUUUUUAGAUACAUAUGAGCCUGAUGUUGAAAAUGACAGUGUUGGUAAUCAAAGUGGUGGUUCAAAUGUUGACGGCAAAUUUGACAACAACAAUGUCAGUGAGGAAAUACGAGAAGGCGACAAUUGUUUUUCGAAUCAAUUUGUUUCUGAUUAUAUUAGCAACGGGGUUGAAGUUGAUGAAGAUGAUCAGUCACUAAGAAGAACUUUUAGUGUUGGGCAAAAUUCACUAAUUUCUGAACAAGAAUUUGAUACUCCUGAAGUGCAAUGUGUUGUUGAUGAAGAUUAUGAACAAUUCCUUAAUUCUGGAACUGUUGUUGAUGGUGAUUUUGUGUAUGAUUGUGAUAAGAAUACCAAAAACACAUCCAAUAUAGAGGAUGAGAAUAAUUCCUCUGAUUCAGAUCUAAUUGUUUUGGAUAAUCCCGGGUUGGCUGUUGAUGGUGAUUUUGUGCAUGAUUGUGAUAAGGAUACCAAAAAUACAUCCAAUAUAGAGGAUGAGAAUAAUUCCUCUGAUUCAGAUCUAAUUGUUUUGGAUAAUCCCGGGUUGGCUGUUGAUGGUGAUUUUGUGCAUGAUUGUGAUAAGGAUACCAAAAACACAUCCAAUGUGGAGGAUGAGAGUAAUUCCUCUGAUUCAGAUCUAAUUGUUUUGGAAUCUUAUCCAAACUGUGAAAACACCCCUUUCGUAUCUUCAAAGGCAUAUGAUCCAUCUUAUUUUGGAGAAGAAAUGCACCCCAAAGACAACAUGCAAACGACUUCUUUUCAUCAUUCUCAAUUUCGGAAAAGACUUUUGGAAUAUCUUGAUAGGCCUUAUGACCAUGAAGAGUAUAAAUCUCUUCUUGUUCAAGCAUAUGAACGAAAGGAAAAGGAACGUCAUUUAGAAACACGGCGGGGGGUGAUUAAGUCAUAUCACACUGUAGGUGUCUCCAAAUCGUAUCUUCAAGUGCACCCUGAUUUAGCCAAAGCAAUUGCCAUGGAGUCCAAGGAAAAGCCUAGGGUUUUGUUUCUCUUGCGUGGACUUUUUUUCUGGUUAGAAAACCUAUCCCACGAAGGACAAUUUCAGCCUUGGCGUGACGAGGCAUGUUUGGAGAUUAUGCGAAAAAUGUAAAAAACGGAAUCUUGUUACUCCCUCUAGAAGGAAGUAUUGUCAAAAUUAGUACAUGAAAUGUUAUGUAUCUAGUCUUUAAUUAAGAGUAUCUAGGAUUUGGAAGCAAUGCAUUUUGAAUCUGAACAGACAACAAUGUUUAUGGACAUUUAAACUUGUCACUGAACUAUGACACAUUAUGCUGUAGCUGAAUGUUGAAGUUACUUUCU
This is a messenger RNA of Vicia villosa (hairy vetch), 1920 nucleotides long. RefSeq lists its product as uncharacterized. Lineage: Eukaryota; Viridiplantae; Streptophyta; Magnoliopsida; Fabales; Fabaceae. The record is from RefSeq and is a predicted model, not a curated record. The transcript has 5 exons. The coding region runs from base 212 to 1714 and encodes 500 amino acids.